UCAAACUAAUGGCUGACAACUAACUUCCAAGUAGGAAGUCGUCCCACAACUUUAGGGUAAAUUUACGUCAGUUAACAAAAUAAAUUAAUACAAAAUAUAGAAAGCCAUCAAAUUUAAAAAUGUCGCAAUAUCACGUUUAAUUUUUAAAAAUUAUUCAUUGUGGUCUCUGAAAAAGAAAGCGAUAGAUGAUUUAGCUUCCUUGUCUGUUGUUCAUGUUGCCAGAGUCACAAUCUGACAACAUUGAAACAGAGAGUGGUGUGAGUUCAAGUUAUGGUUGUGAGCCCCUUCAUAUCAAUGGAGUCAUUGAAUCAUUUGGUAAUCUUGCAUUUCAGGUAUAUUAUUUCUGAUCGAAUUUUGUAUUAUCGCAUGUAAACCUGCGUGUAUUCUUCAUUAAAUUAAAUCCAGGCAGUGAUAGUGAUAGAUAACUAAUAUUAAAUUAUACAUUAUACUUAUACAGCACUUAUUUUCAUUUUAUUUCUAAAGCGUCUUUGAACAUCCCCCUACCUGCCAUAACUACAUUGUUUUUUUUUAUUUUUCACCAUGUUGCCACUGUUGAGAUUUUUUAUCACAAACUAUCAGUUAGUAUCAGUUAAAGUUGGUAUGCUAAAUGAAUUUUUCAAAUUGUAGGCAUGUUCAGAAAAAGAAUAAAAUUCGGGGGAGGGGGGCUGAACUUAAUUAGAUAUUCCGUUAUUUUAUAAUUUAUAGGGGCCCAAAAUUCUUUUUUGUUCUUAUAUGGGGUGUAUAAAUAUAAGUCCAAACAAAGGCUCCUGCAUGGGCAUGGGUGAAUGGAACGAGAUCACACUUAGUACACAUACACUUGAUUAUUUAUAUUCAAAAACCAGUACUGAAGGGUAAUGAACUCAUAAGAUAAUUUUAAUUUUUCCUAACUAGCUAAUAUUUACUCCAAUUUUAUAUAAAUUUAUUUUGUGAACAUGAUUUUAGUUUGAAAAGUUAAGCAUCAAUGAAUAAUUUUGGCAUAAUUUAAUAUAGGCAGUGUCUACACGCGCCGGACGUCUAUCUCCCGCACUAUGUGUCCGGCGACCAAGUCACAUGACCGCCGUAACAAAGUGGCGAGAGAUAUCUUGUCGGUCAGCCUUGUCACGUGACUGCGAAUAAUUCAAAACUAUUGUUAAUUUUAAAAUCUAUUUCUCUACCAAGUAAUGUACUGAGUAUCUUGAAUGCAAAUACUUAAGUGAAAGUGGCUUGUAAACAUUUUUGUUUAGUUUGUUAUUUGAGUUUGUGUACCAGUAAUCCAUAAAAUAAAUUAGGGGCCAGUGUGGAGUAGGCGUAGGCAACCAAUAAAAGUUAAAGUAAAAGAUUUCAUUUUAAAUUAUUUCAAUUGCUACAAAAUAUGUAAAAACUUCUCAUGAAACUACUGUUGCUGAGGAACAUGUUAAUAUAAAUAUAUACAAAAUAUUUUUAAUUAAAAUGGGUAGAAAAAAAACGACCCUAUCCCCGGUAUAGAUCCUCAAACCUUCCUAUCGUCAAGCAACCACUCUACCACAAGACCACACAAGAUGUAUUAAACCAUACUUCGUUUGGAAUUAUAAAAACUACUAGUCGUCCGGCCAUGUCCGGCGGUCACGUGACAAGCCGCCGGACGUAUAUCUUGCGCACUACAUGUCCGGCGCGCGGACGUGUAGACACUUCGUUUAAUAUAUAUCUAAUUUCUUGGUUUUUUUUGUUUUUUUUUUGUGAAUAUGCUUUCAGUUGAAAAAUUGCAAUCUGGGAUGUGGAGUGAAAUUUAAAAAAUACAAGAUAAUGGAGAGAUCAUUUACUCUAUCGGCUAUGAACUAAUGUGGGCUAUAAAAAUCAAUAAAAAACAAAAAAGUUAUUGCUGUACAAUUUAGUGUUAGUGCUAACUAAUACUGUCUGGACUAAAUUUUAUAAUGAAUAAACGUAAGAUUACACGCCAAAAUACGAAAUUCGAUCAGAAAAAAUAUAAGCACCAGAACUGCAAGAUUACUGAAUCAUUUAUUGACACAAUAGACUAAAUGUUUUUACAAUUAUUGUUUUGUACAUGGCGUGAUUGAUACUUUUGUAUUUGAUUUUACCCUAUGUUUAAAAACCACUCAACUGUACUGUGUGGUCAAAAGUUUUUUUUUAAAGAACAAUAAGGAAUAACUUAUCCAUCAGUGAGUUUCAGUGCUCAUAGCGUAAUAAUAAUAAUAUUGCUGACUUAUGCCUAAACUAUACCUUAUACUCCAAAGGUAACUUCACAUGAUAAAUUGUAUUUAUGCAUAAACUUGCAGCCUUCAAAAUAAUUUAAAUUAAAUAUUUAAUUAAUUAUUUGUAGCCUAACCAGUGGCGUAUCUAGGAUUGGUGUCACCCAGUGCAGUAAACUCAUGGUGUCACCCCCUCCCCUUUAGAUACACAAUGGAUUUCUUAAAAUAAGUACAUAGUAUUAGUAUAACAAUGUUUUUAUGUAUUUAGAAUCGCCUGACCACAAUUGGGUAUUAAUGGAAAGCUUUAUUUCUCAAACUUUAGAUAAAUAUAGCUUUCUGUCACUUAUGAAAGUUACCCAACACUUCAAUUGGCUCAAUUGGCAUUUAAUCAUGGUCAAAACAGUGUUUUUCUGACCUAAUUAUAGGGUCACCUCAUCAGGGCCGGCCCUCCGGUUGCUGGCGCCUGGGUAAGCACUUAACUAGUGUGCCCCUUUUAAUGGUAAUCAUACAAUUUUUUGCAAGGAAAAAAACUAGGGGUUAGGUAAAGAGUUUAUUACCUAGGUUGUUUUAAACAAAACAAAAAAAACAAUGAACAGUAAUAUUGUUUUUCUGAACUUGUAUUUGUACAGUAUGAACAAUUAGCCUACCAAUGACAUUUUUUUCUAACCUUUAGAUCAGCAGCACUUACUUUUUUUUCUUCCAUGGUGCCCACUUCCAAUCCCUUUUUUUUAUUUCGGAAGACGUUAAUGGCCACCAAAACACAUGGCGCCCCAGGCAACUGUCAGAGUUGCCAGUGCCUUGAGCCGGUCCUGCAACUCAUUUCUGAUGUAUCAACCUUGAACUUUUAAUAAUUAGUGUGGAAAAAUCUGCUUGUUAUCAGUUACUUUUUUAUGAAUUUCUGUUAGACAGAGCAGUGUAUGCUCAGUAAAUAUGGAAUUUUCACUUUGCUGUCACCCCCUGAGAUAAUGUCACCUGGUGCGGUCCGCACCUUCCUAGCUACGCCACUGGGCCUAACUAAGUCUUCUCUACCUACUUGCUGUAACCACUGAAUUUAUUUGUAUGCAAGCAACCAGCAUUUUUUAAACUUGUGUAAAUAUGCAUCAUCAUUAUUUCAGUUUUAUUAAGCUUUUUUAAUUUUUUGGCUAUCAUUUCUUAUUUAUUUCAAGUGCACUUACUUCCAUGUAACAAAAAAAAGUGGUUAUAGAAUAAAUGAUAAUGAAUCUGUUGCAUAAAUUAUAACAGACAGUAGCAGAACAAUUGAAGUGUGAUCCUUGAUUCUACUGUUAUCUCUGAGUUCAACUCUUCUUUAGUGACUCCUGCUCAUUAAACUCAUUGGUGAUUUCAGUAAGUAUGCAGCUAUGGGCUUAAUUUAUUAAACGUUAUGUUCAAACCAUGCAAACUAUAUUUAAAACUUAACUGCUUAUUACAAAUAUUAAUACAAAUCUGCUUACAUGCAUUGCAUUGGAGUUGAAAUAUUUUUCAUCGUUAAUUGUUUUAUUUGUGCAUUUUAUUUAAAGGAAAAUGGGAAAUCUGCUGCGUAUUCUACUCAAUGCUGAUCCAUCUUCAAAACAUUCAGAGAACAUAUUUGUAGAUUUUGAAAGUAAGUCAUGCUUGAUUAAAGCCUAAUUAUUUUAAAUACUAAAAAAAAUAUAAGUAUUUACAUAUAGUCUAAAUUUUAAAAAAAAAAUGUAUGCUUUCUUGUUUUGCUUUAGAUGUGCAACCUACUGAGGCAGAACAACGUGUUUGGAAGUUAGUAAAGUCUGUGUUAGAUUCAGCUCAAGAAGUUUUGAUGGAACUGCAAAGAUACACUGGCGCUACUGAAGAAAUAAGAAUGGUCAGUUGAACAUUUUUAAAGAAUCAGAUUAAGUCUUAAUUUACUCCUGGUCCCAGGGGAUUAUAGAGGAUUAAAGGAAAUUUCUCAGGAAAAAAGCUUAACACCCUGUUACCUAGAAGGAAUCCAUAGACAAAUAAAACGAGUUUUAAAAAACAUUUUACCCAACAGGCAUCAAAUAUUCUUCAUAUUUCCCUGGCCAAAUCCUUCAUUCAGAACUUUCCUAUAUUAUUUUUAGUGUUGAGAGUGGGGCGUGGUGGGUGAUUCAUAGAACACUAAUAAAACUAAUUACAUAAUAAUAUAUGGUUUAACCCACUUGUGCCCAAAAUUGUGUUAAAAACUAAAAUUACUAUUUAAUUUUGAAAAUAAUAACUUGUUUUCACCACUAGAGGGUGUUUUAGUGCAAUCCCUUGACAGUAGUGGUUCUCAACCUUCCUAAUGCAGAGACCUUUUAAUACAGUUCCUCAUGUUGUGGUGACCCCCAACCAUAAAAUUAAUUUUGUUGCUACUUCAUAAAUAUGUGUUUUCUAAUGGUCUUAGGCGACCCCUGUGUAAGAUUAAUUCAACCCCCAAUGGGGUGGAAACCCACAGGUUAAGAACUGCUGUUCCACAGGGGCAAAAGGCACAACAGUGCCUUUUGCUAUCACCAGAAAAAUUCAUGAACCAAAUAUUACAAUGUAUAACAACUAGGGAAUCAGUUAAAGUUUGUAUAAUUUAUAAAAUGUAUAUAUUUUUUACAAGAAUAUCUUUAAAAAACUAUGUCAUCAGUUUAGAGAUAAUGAAAAAAUACACACUAAAUUAUAUUAACAUAAAAAUAUUAAAGAGUAAACCAUCAUGAUGUAACACAACAUAAUCAAUAGAACAUGUACUUUUCUGACAGGAAUUACAGAUUCAAAAUUGACACCCUUUAGCUAUAAUCUGCUCUCUCAAAUGACCUUAUUUAGUGUGAAAGGUAAAAAAGCAUCGGUCAUAAACUCCAUCAUUGCAUUUGAUGCAACACUGUCUACAUUUCAUUCUACUAGACGCACAUCGUGCUGUUUUCAGUAGGAUCAAUAUAAUGAUCAAUGUGAUCAUUUUAUAUCUCAAUGGGAAUACACUUUUCUAUAGCAUCAGGGUUUCCACCCUCUUUCCUUGAAUGAACUAUUACGACCAGAUCAGCCAAACUUUGGCAAUCUCCUAGUUAAACAGCCAACAAUUUCUUGGACUCUCUGCUAUGUGGUGUAGCACUCCAUAGAUGCCAAGUUUAAAGAAAACAAACGUUCAAACUGUACAGCAAGAUUGGACACCACCACUUUUUUUUUACUUUGUUGCACACCAUCAUACUUUAAAAAAGAAAUGUUUUAAGCCCAGAAAAUAUUUUUUAGAUCUUUCAUUCAAAAGGCGCAGAAGUGGCCUGACUUCAGAAAAUGUGUCAUGCUUAUCAAGACUGGUUUUGUCAGGAAUAUGUACAUAGCACAUUAUCUCUUGUAAAUUUACAUUGCUAAGCAUUCUUUUUUAUUAACAUUUCUUUAAAAACACACUUACUAAAAGAUGAUUGGUAAAAAAAAAGUUAUGGUUCAUCUUCUUUGUUCGGCAACUUUGCUGUUUCCCUUCCAAGUUUUUCAAAAUGUUGCUUGGAGAAAGAGGAAGUACUAAAGGGAAAAAUUCUGCUUAACUCUGUUUAAAGGCAGCAGCCUUCGUUAGUAAGUUUUGGGUCGCGUUCAUUUAAAUGUGCUAAGUACACUUGGUUAUUGAGGAGAAUGUGCAGUAUUUAUCGUAAGGGAUACACACAAGGCAAAUAUCGGAUGAGCUCAAAGGGUGGGGAUAUUUGGAUAUUUUUUGUUUCUGUUGAAAUUGUAAUACAUUUUUGUUAUAAACUGUUUCUAAAAAAAAAUGGCCACUUUGGGAAGAAAAAAAAUAACAAGGAAGGUUAUCUAGGGGUACAGUAUCACAAUCAAGUGUGUUUGUCAUAGGCUGUUGCUUAUCAGUUACCAGUGAACACACAGAAGUUGAUGUGGUCCUGUGAAAACAAAACAAAAAAUUACCGUAAAACAAAAUAGACAAGUUGUAAAAAAAAAAAAAAAUAUCUGAUAACCCAAAAUUAAAGUCUAUGUCAUUAUGAAAUCAUAAGCUAAUUCUGUUUGGCAAAACUAUUUAAAAGCCUACAUGCCAAAAACGAACAGUCACCGGUACUCACUGCAUUGGUUAAUUCCUUUUCAGGCCAUUUCCAAUCCAAAGAUUGAGGACUUGCAAGACCGUGCAUGGCAAUCAGUCACACCACUUGUAUCUAAGCUCAAAAUGUUUUUUGAAUUCUCUUUAAAACUGGGUAAGUGAUUACAGCUUGGGGGGGGGGGGGGGCAUUUUUGGGGGGAAAUUUAAAAAAAAAAAAAAAAAAAAAACAGUUUACAAAAAAUAAAAUAACAAAAUAGAGUGGAUUUAGUUGUUAAAAUUUGAUGCCACUUUAGCGAUUAUACAGAACUGCUUUGUUCAAUGUGGUUCAAGAUUUAGAGACAUAAUUUAAUGCCAAUAUGAAUUAACUACCACAAUUGGGACAAUGGCAUUUUAUACAAGAGACUACUGCAAAGAUUCUGAUCAGUGGCAAUCUAAUUAGAGAUAAUGGCAGUGUGGGGCCAGGUGCUUUCCUUUAGCAUAUUUUAAUUCAAUCAGAAAAUUCCUAAAUAUUUUUGUCCAACCUUUGCUAUUUAUUAAAGACAUCGUUCAAUACUAGCUUUCACACUUCACAUGUAAUUUCAUAAAUUUUGGGGGCAGCUGUUCAAUCGAGCAAAUAUUACUCCUGUACUAAUGUCUACCAAGUAAUUUUAACCAGUUCAAAUUAAUAAUGAUUAAAAAUCCUAAUGACAGAUUUUUCAGCCUACAAAUAAAAAUAUAUCCUUAGAAUUAUGUUGUAUAUCUGUAUUGCAUAUGCAUGAUUACUUCUCCCUAUAUUCUUAUACUAUAUGGAGAUGCUGAAAUGAUAUUAUACCUUGUUCUGCUGUCCUGUCCUUAUCAGAACAAGUCAUUCCAGUACUUUUGGGGGAGCUUUGUUCUGAAGAUCUAACACCCAGAGAACACUUGGAGCAGCAACAAGCUCUUUUCAAGCAGUUUGCUGAAAUUCUUGACUUUGUACUGAAAUUUGAUGACCUGAAGGUAAAGCAUGCAGAUUUGUAUAGGAUUAGGUGACCUACAUGGAAAGCAUAGAAUCAAUUCCGUCCAUUCAUGUUAAUUCUAUUUAAUUUGGAUGUCCAGCAUAAAUCUAAAGCUUACUCCAUUUAAAACAUUAAUUCAAGGAAAGUUUAAAUAAAUAUAUUAUGCCGUCAAUAAUCCAAACGUCAAAAAUCCAUUUGCAUCUCUAAAAAUAUCUAAAACAUAACCAAAAAAAAAAAAUCAAGGGAACCUCCAUGACAAUAACUGUUCACAAGUCAUGUGCUAAAUCGUGAGGUCAAUAUGGCAUUCCAAAAUCGGGAUAUGUCAAUAAUUUAAAAAAUUAAUUCAAGGAAAGUUUAAAUAAAUAAAUUAUGCCGUCAAUAAUCCAAACGUCAAAAAUCCAUUUGCAUCUCUAAAAAUAUCUAAAACAUAACCAAAAAAAAAAAAAAUCAAGGGAACCUCCAUGACAAUAACUGUUCACAAGUCAUGUGCUAAAUCGUGAGGUCAAUAUGGCAUUCCAAAAUCGGGAUAUGUCAAUAAUAAGGACAGGGUCAAAGCACUGUUAGUUUGUAAAUUGACAUCUUAAUGUCCUUAAAAAAUAUAGAUCCUAAAUUAUUGUCACAUCUCAAUGUUAAAGCUAAAAUUAGGGCACAUACUCAUAUAAGACCUUAAUUUGUUGUACAAAUAUAUAACAUUAUAAAUAAAACGUUCUUGUCAUCCAAACUAAAUGCUAAUCUUACACCACAUUUACCUACUUGAAGAAUUUGGUUUGGGUAGGUCUACUUUUGAGUGUUCAUAAAGACUAUGCAAAGAAAGCAAAGCCAAAUUUUUACAUAAUUAACAAUAUGAUAGAUCUGUGAUGCCUAAUGUUGAUGUUGCAUUUACUCUUCCUUACUUUUCUUUUCAUUGUUUUUUUUUUCUUUUUUGGUGUAAGCCAAAUCAAUUAUGGGAACUUAAUAGGGUAACCUUUUGUCAGGCUCAAUAAAUAAAAUAUUUUACAGUCUCUGAUAAACUUUUGAGCUGUCAGUCUUUUUUUUUUUUUUUUUUUUUUUUUAAAUUGAAAUAAAAAUUACCUUUUUUUUUUUUUUUUUUUUUUUUUUUUUUUUUUUUUUUUUUUUUUUUUUUUUUUUUUUUUUUUAAAUAGAAAUAACAAUUACCUUUUAUUGAACAAUAUCUACAGAUGACAACACCUGCCAUACAGAAUGACUUCAGUUACUACAGGAGAACUUUAAACCGCAGGAAACUAGCUAAUGAGGUACUUUGUUAGCAUUAAACUUUUUAAAAUCAUUUCUUGUAAAAUUGUCAUUGUUUAUUUUUUUCAUCAUGUCUUCAAACCGAGUUGUUCUUAAGGUCUUUUUCUUUGUUGACUUUCUGAGCAUAAGUAUCUUAAUCUUUUCAUCUCUAGACCCUCGGUUGACAUAUCUGGGUCAACAUUUUGAUGAAACUCUAUUAGGAUUUAUAAUUAUUGAAUGUCUUAUGGUUUUUUGGACAGAUGUGUUAAUCUGUCAUGUCAGUAUUAAUUUUAUUUAUGACACUCUCAGUCCCAAUAUUUGAGGGACAACUAGAUGCACAGCAACUUUGAAUCAAAUAAGAGAAUCUCUCAAGUUGUACUAAAGUUAUACAUCAUUGUAUGUUAUUGUUUCUGCUAUGGCUUGAUAAUUAAAAUAUCCUUGCGUUUAAGAACCUGAUGUAAAUUUUGUUUCUCACAGAGGAUAUAUUAUUUUAAUCUGUGUAACAUUUUAUGUACUUUAAUUUUCAUGAUUGUGAAUAAUCAGCUGUAAGUGCAGUCAUCUGCUUUAGAAAGUGCAUCUAUUUCAUUAACAUACAUUAAGUCUGUGGCAUAAAUCUGUUAAGGAUCAUUGUAAUUAAAUUGCCACAUCAUUGUAGAAUGAAUUAAUCAUUUGGCAAACAUGUAUUCCCAACAUGCUUCUCACUGAAAAACAUGACUAAAGACUGGUUAUUAGAUAAAAUGAGUGGAUAAUGUAAUUUUUUUUUCUUUUUCAAAUCAUCCUUUCAAAUUAUUUUAAUUUAAUGGCAUUUGCCAUCAUUCUGCUAUGAGCAUAUUAAUUUUUAAACAUAUUUAAAAACAUUAAAAAAUUGUUUUAAACUGCAUCAUUAUUACUAUUUUAAAUGAGAUUUAUAUUUGUUUUUAUUAUUAUUUAUGGUUAUAAAUUCAAAACUUAAACAAGGAAGUAAAAUAAACAAAAACUGAAAAAUUCGAUUGUGUGUGGGGAAAAAAAAUCAGCACUUCUCCCUUUUAAUUUACAUUUAUAUUUCCUGUCACCUGUUCUUUAGUUAAGAAUUACCCUUUUUUUUUUUUUUGAAGAUCCAGAACCUAUUUUUGUCUCAACAGUCUAUUUAAAUAUUUGGGUUUUCUAGACAAAGCUUUCAGACACUUGUGUUUACCCAAGCUCCUUAUUCACUUGAGGAUAACAGCAUUCUUCUCAGAAUGUGGAGUUUUCAAAGCUAUUUUAGGGCUCAGUUCAAAGUGGGGGAAAAGCUUUUCUUACCAAUCAUGGGCACCAACCAUCUAAAAUGUAAUGAUAACAGAAAUAUAAUGAAACGGUGGCUCUUAAGCUAUUGAAGCGUAAGGACUGCUGCGCGCAAAUGAAAUCUUUGUGAUAAAUUUAAAAUGCAUAAUACUUAAUUAUGUUUUUAAAAUGGGAAGAAGAAAUUACCGUAUUUAUUGGCGUUUAACACGCCCCGCAUAUACCACGCACAUCAAUUUAAGAAGGAAAUUGCAGGGAAAAAAACUAAACAUUAUAUCGGCGUAUAACACGCACACAUCAUUUGCCUCCUAUUUUCAGGGAGAAAAGUGUGUUUUAUACGCCAAUAAAUACAAUAUAUAUAUAUAUUUUUUUUUUAUGAUUUGAUUUGUUUUUGCUUUUUUUAAAAUGUAAGGAUGAAAUUCAAGAUGGUGAAGAACAUGUAUCAAAUGAACUAGCCAAUAGGAUGUCCUUAUUUUAUGCCCAAGCCACACCCAUGCUGAAGUCUCUCAGCGAUGUGACUGCAAAGUUUGUGUCACAAGUAAGUCUACGUUUCAAAAAGCAUUCAUAAUAUUUCAAAGACAAGUUGUUACAGAAGUCUGAGUAAUUUCUGAUUAAGUGAAGUCUUCAGCUUCAAAUGAUGGUGAUACUAAGCUUGGAUGGAUCAAAUAAUACUAUAUUAAUAUGUUUAUAUUGGUUUAUUUUAGAGUUGAUAAAGAAAUUAAAUCUUAAAUCAAGUUCCAGUUGACAUUCUUAUUCAUAAAGAAUGAAAAGAUGGGCUCAUUCAAAGCAUACAGUGAAAACACUUUGAGAGGAUUCUCUAAUCGACAAAUAAAAAAAAAAUACCUCAUUUCCCAUUUCAGCAUAAAGACCUUCCAGUAGAGCAGACCACAGAUUGCCUGAGCAUGAUGGCCAACAUUUGUCGUGUUAUGAUAGACAACCCGUAAGUGUCAUUUACAACUAGACUUUAUAUCUAGCAUAAAUAAGUGACUGCAAUUUUUUUUAUUUAAAUUUUUUUUUUUUUUUUUAUGUUUUUGCUGUUGUUGUUUUUCUGUCUGCACGUACCGGGGAGUCGUAAUGGGGAGGUACAUUUGGCAAUCUGUCGUUCAGUUGUUGAUGAAUUAAUUUUUUCCUCCGUUUAUGUUAUAUUGAGAAAUUAGUUUCUGCUUCAGGCUUUCUGGGCCUGUUGUUGUGAGUGAUGCAAUCAGAGUUUUCCUUCUUCUUUGUUGCUAGUGUAUGUUAAAGAUUUUGAUAUUUUAUUAUAGGAAUAAUUUGCCUCAAAGAGACAAGAUUUUUAGUGAUAAGCAACAAAAAAAAAUUAACGAAAAGUUUUAAAGUACCAAAUCUAUAUUUAUAAUAAAAUAAUUCUAUAUUUAAAAAAAAAAAUAAUAAUCCAGUUCAUCAAACGGUACAACUACUAAAACAGUAAUGCAUCACUUCAAUUAAUAAAACAUUAAUGUAAUACUACAAUAAUAAAACAUUAAUGUAAUACUACAACACUAAAACAUUAAUGCAUUUCUACAACUACUAAAAAAUAAUGCAAUACUACUACUACUAAAACAGUAAUGCAUUACUACAAUUAAUAAAACAUUAAUGUAAAUCCAAUGGUUUUAGAUAAGUUGUUGGGUAGAGAGUAAGCUCCUUCUUUUGUUUUUUUAAUUAUGGCAUGGGCAAAAAGCUGAUCGGUUAUCCCAAAGACCCGGUUAGCUUUAUAAAUUGCUGUGUUCCAUAUUUUUUUCACCAGAGAGUACAAGCAGCGCAUAAAGGAGGACACCCGACUCUUCUGUCUACGGGUGAUGGUUGGGGUCAUCAUUCUUUAUGAUCAUGUACAUCCAGUAGGGGCUUUUGCUAAAACUUCAGGAAUUGAGGUAAAUUGAAUUUCUUGAAGAAUAUCAAAAUAAUGGAUACGAAAAAAAUUUAGUUGGUAUGAAUUUAAAAAUUUCUAGUCAUAAAAUGACUUCUGAAUAUGAAUAUGUUUCCCCCUUUGAAUUCUAAUAAUGUUUUGUUUUUUUUUAAAUCCAAGGACUUUAGUACAACCCUAAUUUUCAUAAAAAUUCUAAAUUUAAAAUAUAUACCGAGAAAAAUUCCCCCCCCCCCCCCCCCCAUUUAGGACCAAUGGAUGCUGCAUUUCCUCAUUGAUAGGAAGUUUCAAACUAUAUUUCCACUGUUGUCACAUUAGUAAUGAGGAUUCUGACAGCAGUAUCCUGGACAGUUAACUAAUUUUGAGUUGACUGAAUGACGCCCUAUGGUAUAAACUGUUCUUAUGUACAAAUCCAUAUCUCAGUUGCAUUCAUCACAAACACUACUACAUUCCAGAUGAAAGGAUCCAUCAAGCUUUUAAAGGAUCAAGAAAGAUCGAAAGUAGAGUCUUUACUGAAUGCUUUGAGGUGAGUUUAAUGACUUCCUUAGCUCAGCUGUUGGUGGGCUGUGGGGUCAUUAUGAGUCAAUUCCAAAACUGGAUUGGAGUUCAGUCCCCAUCAAAAAAAAACCCCGACAAGAAAUAAACGACACCAGCACCCUGGGUGGAUGGGGCUUGUUAACCUUGGUUGGCUACUCACUGACACUGCAAAAAUCCAGGCAACUCCUGUGGAAUGCAGAAAGUGCACAUUGGUCAUCAACCACAUCCAGGCCUAUCUCCCGGUCAUUGUGAAUAAGUCUUUACACUGGAUUCAGUAGGUAACUCUGACAUACGGUUUACACCCUCUGCUAGGAAUCUUGGUUAUAUUCUUUCUAACAACAUGUCUCUCGAUAAACACAUCUCACAUUUGUCGUUCAGCAUGCACCACUAUCCGUCAGAUCAGCUCCAUACGCCACUACCUCACAGUUAGCGCUACAAAAGCUCUAGUCUGUGCUCUUGUUUUCUAUCGUCUUGACUAUUGCAACUCUCUUCUGUCAGGUUCACCAAAACACUGCAUAGAAAAACUGCCGAAAGUUCAAAACUCAGCUGCUAGGCUAGUUUUAAAUGCAAAAAACGUGAUCACGUCACUCCAUUCCCUUCAUUGGUUACCUAUACAGGCACACAUCGACUACAAGUUGUCUGUUCUCUGUCACAACUUUUUCUUGGAUUCCUGCCCUUUCUAUCUAACAGAACUUCAAUUCUGUCUAUUCACCCCUUCGACAGCUUCGCUCCUCUGCAGACACGCGUAUUCUGUCCAUUCCCAAGACACACACUAAAACAUAUGGUGAACGAUCUUUCUCUUUCUGCGCCCCCAAACAAUGGAAUUCUUUGCCACUAAACAUACACAAUAUACCAACCACCCUGGCCUUCAAAACUGCACUAAAAACAUAUCUUUUUAAAUUAUACUACCCUGACUGAUUCCCCUCCUCUGACCGAUAAAUGAUCUUGCUGGCUGCCGUCCAUGGUUUGCCUUGUAAAAGUUAUGUGGUGGGGUGGGUGAAUAUACAUUACUGUUCUUUAUUUCAUAAAUCUAUUUUAUUUUAAUGUCAUGAUUAUGUCUCUUUUGAUAAAAUAAUUAUGUACAGCGCGGUGAGCCCAGCCCUAGGCUGGGGUACCACGCUAUAUAAGACGUCUUAUUAUUAUUAUUAUGAAAUAGAGAGAGCAAGGUUGAACAAUGGCGCAAUAAUAAGAAAUAGGCAGAACAAAAGAAAAUAAGGUUGAACAAUGGCGAAAUAGGCAGAACAAGAGAGAGUAAAGUUGAACUAUGGCGCAAUAAUAAGAAAUAGGCAGAAGAAGAGAGAGUAGGUUGAACAAUUGGCGCAAUAAUAAGAAAUAGGCAGAACAAGAGAGAGUAGGUUGAACAAUUGGCGCAAUAAUAAGAAAUAGGCAGAAGAAGAGAGAGUAGGUUGAACAAUUGGCGCAAUAAUAAGAAAUAGGCAGAACAAGAGAGAGUAAGGUUGGACAAUGGGGCAAUAAUAAGAAAUAGGCAGAACAAGAGAGAGUAAGGUUGAACAAUGGUGCAAUAAUAAGAAAUAGGCAGAACAAGAGAGAGUAAGGUUGAACAAUGGGGCAAUAAUAAGAAAUAGGCAGAACAAGAGAGAGUAAUGUUGAACAAUGGUGCAAUAAUAAGAAAUAGGCAGAACAAGAGAGAGUAAGGUUGGACAAUGGGGCAAUAAUAAGAAAUAGGCAGAACAAGAGAGAGUAAGGUUGAACAAUGGGGCAAUAAUAAGAAAUAGGCAGAACAAGAGAGAGUAAGGUUGGACAAUGGGGCAAUAAUAAGAAAUAGGCAGAACAAGAGAGAGUAAGGUUGGACAAUGGGGCAAUAAUAAGAAAUAGGCAGAACAAGAGAGAGUAAGGUUGGACAAUGGGGCAAUAAUAAGAAAUAGGCAGAACAAGAGAGAGUAAGGUUGGACAAUGGGGCAAUAAUAAGAAAUAGGCAGAACAAGAGAGAGUAAGGUUGGACAAUGGGGCAAUAAUAAGAAAUAGGCAGAACAAGAGAGAGUAAGGUUGGACAAUGGGGCAAUAAUAAGAAAUAGGCAGAACAAGAGAGAGUAAGGUUGGACAAUGGGGCAAUAAUAAGAAAUAGGCAGAACAAGAGAGAGUAAGGUUGGACAAUGGGGCAAUAAUAAGAAAUAGGCAGAACAAGAGAGAGUAAGGUUGGACAAUGGGGCAAUAAUAAGAAAUAGGCAGAACAAGAGAGAGUAAGGUUGGACAAUGGGGCAAUAAUAAGAAAUAGGCAGAACAAGAGAGAGUAAGGUUGGACAAUGGGGCAAUAAUAAGAAAUAGGCAGAACAAGAGAGAGUAAGGUUGAACAAUGGGGCAAUAAUAAGAAAUAGGCAGAACAAGAGAGAGUAAGGUUGAACAAUGGGGCAAUAAUAAGAAAUAGGCAGAACAAGAGAGAGUAAGGUUAAACAAUGGGGCAAUAAUAAGAAAUAGGCAGAACAAGAGAGUAAGGUUGAACAAUGGGGCAAUAAUAAGAAAUAGGCAGAACAAGAGAGAGUAAGGUUGAACAAUGGGGCAAUAAUAAGAAAUAGGCAGAACAAGAGAGUAAGGUUGGACAAUGGGGCAAUAAUAAGAAAUAGGCAGAACAAGAGAGUAAGGUUGAACAAUGGGGCAAUAAUAAGAAAUAGGCAGAACAAGAGAGUAAGGUUGGACAAUGAGGCAAUAAUAAGAAAUAGGCAGAACAAGAGAGAGUAAGGUUGGACAAUGGGGCAAUAAUAAGAAAUAGGCAGAACAAGAGAGAGUAAGGUUGGACAAUGGGGCAAUAAUAAGAAAUAGGCAGAACAAGAGAGAGUAAGGUUGGACAAUGGGGCAAUAAUAAGAAAUAGGCAGAACAAGAGAGAGUAAGGUUGGACAAUGGGGCAAUAAUAAGAAAUAGGCAGAACAAGAGAGAGUAAGGUUGGACAAUGGGGCAAUAAUAAGAAAUAGGCAGAACAAGAGAGAGUAAGGUUGGACAAUGGGGCAAUAAUAAGAAAUAGGCAGAACAAGAGAGAGUAAGGUUGGACAAUGGGGCAAUAAUAAGAAAUAGGCAGAACAAGAGAGAGUAAGGUUGGACAAUGGGGCAAUAAUAAGAAAUAGGCAGAACAAGAGAGAGUAAGGUUGGACAAUGGGGCAAUAAUAAGAAAUAGGCAGAACAAGAGAGAGUAAGGUUGGACAAUGGGGCAAUAAUAAGAAAUAGGCAGAACAAGAGAGAGUAAGGUUGGACAAUGGGGCAAUAAUAAGAAAUAGGCAGAACAAGAGAGAGUAAGGUUGGACAAUGGGGCAAUAAUAAGAAAUAGGCAGAACAAGAGAGAGUAAGGUUGGACAAUGGGGCAAUAAUAAGAAAUAGGCAGAACAAGAGAGAGUAAGGUUGGACAAUGGGGCAAUAAUAAGAAAUAGGCAGAACAAGAGAGAGUAAGGUUGGACAAUGGGGCAAUAAUAAGAAAUAGGCAGAACAAGAGAGAGUAAGGUUGGACAAUGGGGCAAUAAUAAGAAAUAGGCAGAACAAGAGAGAGUAAGGUUGGACAAUGGGGCAAUAAUAAGAAAUAGGCAGAACAAGAGAGAGUAAGGUUGGACAAUGGGGCAAUAAUAAGAAAUAGGCAGAACAAGAGAGAGUAAGGUUGGACAAUGGGGCAAUAAUAAGAAAUAGGCAGAACAAGAGAGAGUAAGGUUGGACAAUGGCACAAUAAUAAGAAAUAGGCAGAACAAGAGAGAGUAAGGUUGAACAAUGGGGCAAUAAUAAGAAAUAGGCAGAACAAGAGAGAGUAAGGUUGAACAAUGGGGCAAUAAUAAGAAAUAGGCAGAACAAGAGAGAGUAAGGUUGAACAAUGGCGCAAUAAUAAGAAAUAGGCAGAACAAGAGAGAGUAAGGUUGAACAAUGGGGCAAUAAUAAGAAAUAGGCAGAACAAGAGAGAGUAAGGUUGAACAAUGGGGCAAUAAUAAUCACUUUCUGGUUCUUUAAGAAGUACAAACAUUUCUUCUUGAGAAGCUGACAUAAGCAGAUGUUUAGUUGCCUUCAUUCAUUGGCACUGAUAGGUGCCUGAGGUAAAAGUGAAGACAUGAUACUUCUGUCUGUCUUUUGCUCCCACUGAAGAUGUCUGCAAGGUCUGGUUUACUUUUCUUCAGACCUUUUGCUAUUGUUAAGUGUUGGGUCUCUUUAGGUCUUCCCAGGUUUUGUUUUUUCCCCAUGGUAUGUCCUGUGCAGUGAGCUGGGUGGUCUCCUUUAGACAUAUCUCCAGUGGUGCGCACAUAUCUCCAGUGGUGCCCUCAUGUAUUUCUAUUCUCCAUUAUAGAAACUCUUUACUCUGUUGUUCUAUUAUUGGUAUAACUAGAAAUAACCCACCAAUCUAUGGCAGCGGAAACGUGUGAACUUCCCAUCUACUGACUUGACAAAGCAAACAUUCAAGUAGCACACUUUAUAAGAAUCCCAAUUAGUGGUAACUUCUGGGAAUUUUUGUAGUCUAUUGAAACAAAAAUUUUGUUUACAGGAUACUUUUAAAUUGUUAUAGUUUGAAUAUUGCAAAACUGAUUAGAAGGUUUUCCAUAUGCUAACAAAUGAGAAGUACAAUCUAAUCUUAAUACAUUUCCAUUUAAUUGGAGCAUAACAUAUCUUAUACCAGUUGUAACAUAUGCAAGUGAAACUUGGACCCUAACGAAAACAACAGAAAACCAAUUAAAUACGUGGGGGAGAAAAUGUCUCCAGAUGAUAUAUGGUCCAAAAAAAUGGAUGAAUAUGAAUGGAGAAUAUAAACCAACCAGGAAUUGUAAAGACUAUAUCAAGAUGCCACGCUAGUAGCCUAAAUAAAAGAACAAAGGCUAUGGUGGGCUGGACAUUAGAAAGAAUGCCAAAUGACAGGCAUGAAGAAGGUGCACUGCCAAAACCCCAGAGAGUAACUGCUCAAAGGCUUAGAUGGAUGGAUGUUGUGGAAAAAGAUCUACAUCAGCUGGGAUUCCAACCAUGAAAAAGAAAAGCAUAAGUCAGGUCGGAAUGGAAGGAAGUGGUGAGGCAGGUCAAAGCCCUAUAUGGGCUGUAGCGUCAUAGUGAUAGAUAACAUAUCUUAUAAUUAAAAUUUUAAAAAACAACACCUUAUGCCAAAUAAUGAAAUAGGUAGGACAACACUGAGGUAAGAAAACACUGAGGUAGGGCAAUACUGAGGUAGGGCAGCACUGAGGUAGGAAAACACUAAGGUUGGGCAGCACUGAGGUAGGGCAGCACUGAGGUAGGGCACCUCUGAGGUAGGUCAGCACUGAGGCAGGAUUUGAACAAAAAAACAGUUCAAUCUGUGGAAUUUAUUAUUUAUUCUUGAUCUAUUUGAACAGUGAGCACAUCUUUUUUAUCCUGUGGACAAAUGAGAGCAUUUCAUUCCCCAAUUUCAGGUACACGACAAAACACCUGCAGGACGUCGCAACAUCGAAAAACCUUAAAGCCAUGUUGGCCGAUUAACACUGCCUUGAGCCUACCGGAUGCGUGCUGUGUGACUGAACCCAGAGCUGGAUGCUUGAGUCCGGAGCCGAUGUUGAGCUUUUUCCUGCUCUGAACCCCGGGCUGAUUUGUCACGUUUGCCAGGCAAGAUUUGAUGUCUCCCCAACAGUUGUAAUAAAUUUGUCGUUUGAUUUAAUGCAGGGGAGAAAGAAAGGUGGGAUUAGGAAGG
Messenger RNA from Lymnaea stagnalis (great pond snail), 17633 nucleotides. The record is from the annotation of a GenBank genome assembly. NCBI's taxonomy places the organism in Eukaryota, Metazoa, Mollusca, Gastropoda, Lymnaeidae.